This is a messenger RNA of Ornithodoros turicata, 3761 nucleotides long. It is a transcript of the gene Gprk2, whose product is annotated as G protein-coupled receptor kinase 2-like. Gene Ontology annotation, cellular component: cytoplasm. Lineage: Eukaryota; Metazoa; Arthropoda; Arachnida; Ixodida; Argasidae. The record is from RefSeq and is a predicted model, not a curated record. Gene Ontology annotation, molecular function: G protein-coupled receptor kinase activity; ATP binding. The transcript has 8 exons. The coding region runs from base 384 to 2075 and encodes 563 amino acids. Gene Ontology annotation, biological process: regulation of signal transduction; protein phosphorylation; signal transduction.
GUAAAAAAUUAAAGAACCAGGUUCUCUAACCAAUGAAUAGCCUCCGUUCUCGGUGCAUCCUUUCAAGCCGCCAUUUUACCCCACCCAGCGCGGAUACGGGGACUAUAGUUUUAUUAUUAUAUUUAUACUAAAUAUAUUUAUAGAUACAUAAAUAUUUAUAUUUCGGUUAAUUCGCGAGUGUCUUAGACGGGCUGAAAUGCGGCUCACCAUGCGGCAUCAUCCUGAGCGGUUUUGGAGAGGAUAAUCGCUUACUUGCAUAACAUUGGCAUGUGUUUUUUGGGCGAGACCGGGCAAAAUUUUGCAUCGACCUAGGGCUGACCAAAAACGAGGUGGGUUCAACAGGGAACCCGCCGUUGGACCAAACUGCGUUCAAGCUGGAACUGAUGGAACUAGAGAAUAUUGUCGCCAACACGGUUUACCUGAAGGCCAGAGAAGGCGGCCCAGACUCAAACAAGGGCAAGAGCAAGAAAUGGAAGAAGAUACUCCAAUUCCCCCAUAUCUCACAAUGCGUCUACCUCAGGGACCAAAUUGAGAUCUCGUACGGGUAUGUAGUAGAGCAGCAACCGAUCGGGCGGCUUCUGUUCCGGCAGUUCUGCCAGACACAGGCCCAGUACUGCCGCUGCAACAACUUUCUCGAUGCCGUGGAGGUGUAUGAGCUUCAACUGGAUGAGGAUCGAGCAGGGGCGGCACGGGAUGUCUGGGCCAGAUUUCUGGGGGACGAGUCAACACAGUUUGUUGAUGUAGUCAAUGAGGAGCUGGUUGCUCGCUGCAAGCAAGGGCUCCCAGAGGCUUUCAAAGACCUCUUUGCCGAGUGCACCCGAGCUGUCAAGGACUUCCUUGCGGGAGAUCCAUUCCGACAGUUUGAGGCCAGCAUGUACUUUGACCGGUACUUGCAGUGGAAAUGGCUGGAAAGCCGACCCGUGACAGCCAAGACUUUCCGCAUGUACAGAGUGCUUGGUAAGGGUGGCUUUGGCGAGGUAUGCGCCUGCCAAGUACGAGCCACCGGGAAGAUGUACGCCUGUAAAAAGCUAGAGAAGAAACGCAUCAAGAAACGUCGAGGCGAAACGAUGGUGCUCAUCGAGAAGCAGAUCCUGCAAAAAGUGAACUCCCGCUUUGUGGUGAGCCUGGCAUACGCGUAUGAAACGAAGGAUGCCCUCUGCCUGGUACUGACGAUUAUGAAUGGAGGUGACCUCAAGUUCCACAUGUACUCUAUGGGGGGAGAGCCCGGCUUUGAACCACACCGAGCACGUUUCUACGCGGCCGAAGUGACCCAGGGACUGGAGCACCUCCACGCUAAGGGUAUCGUCUACCGGGACCUCAAACCGGAGAACAUUCUUCUUGAUGACCACGGCCACGUGCGUAUCUCUGACCUGGGGCUGGCUGUUGAGGUGCCAGAAGACGACGAGGGCGUGCGCGGCCGCGUGGGCACCGUGGGUUACAUGGCCCCCGAAGUGAUUGAAAAUGAGCGGUACACCUUCAGCCCGGAUUGGUUCAGCCUCGGCUGCCUGCUGUACGAGAUGCUCGAAGGGCAAGCACCCUUCCGCGCCCGCAAGGAGAAGGUAAAGCGAGAGGAAGUCGAGCGGCGGGUCAGGGAGGAGCGGGAGCGUUACUCACCUCGCUUCAGCGAAGAAGCAAAGGACAUCUGCCAGCGUCUGCUGUCCAAGAACCCCAGCACGCGCCUCGGCUGCUGUUCGGCGCGCCGGGGAGCGGUGGAAGUGAAGCGUCACCCCUUCUUCAAGAGCAUCAAUUGGAAACGGCUCGAGGCAGGCAUGUUAGAACCUCCGUUUGUUCCCGACCCCCACGCCGUCUACGCCAAGGAUGUCCUCGACAUCGAGCAGUUCUCCACGGUGAAAGGGGUGAACCUCGAUGCGAGCGACGAUUCGUUUUACAGCAAGUUCAACAUGGGUUCAGUUUCCAUACCGUGGCAAAUGGAGAUGAUCGAGACGGAAUGCUUCAAGGAGCUGAAUGUGUUUGGGCCCGAAGGCGCACGGCCCCCGGACCUCUGCUGGGAGCAACUGCCCGCCGAGGAGCGGCGCGGCUGCUUUCCUUUCCGCCGGAAGCCCCGCCGCAGCUGAGCCCCGGGGGGGCCCGCCCCACUAUGCACGCGACGCUAGUCACGACAUUCCUAGUUCAGGCGACGUCUAUUUAUUUGCUGGGCCCCGUGUCGUGGGUAGUGGUGAACCCACCCCUGUGUGUGUGUGUGUGGUUGUCAGUGUCACCGUGCCAUUUUUCAUUUUUGUAAAUAUUGCCCCCCUCCCCCCUCAUAGUACGCGAGCCCCCUGGUGUCAAUAAAGAUGCGUCAUGCGAGGUGCCAACCCGUUGCGAGCGGUGUUCCGCCGCUGCUCGUCGCAAGUUGAUGUCGCCCCAUUCUGAGGCAGUAUUUUUAUUUUAUUUUUUUCAUAAAUUUUUGUUCCAAGAGGCUAUAAAUCGGGAGAAGGGGCUGUACGAGGGAAGGUUUUUUUUUUUUUUGCGUGGGCGAAAGGCGGCGCAAGGGUCAAGGGCGGGCAGACUCUCUUGACGGCGGCAAGGCGUACUGUUUGCACAAGAGCCAAUGAACAAGCACCCUCAUUAUUAACAGUGUGAUCCACGCACAAGACUUUGCAUGUGUGGCAGCACAGACGUUUUUAUUUCUUGCCAUUACGCCACACGUGACAUCUCCUUUUUCUUUGGUGCCUCCUCGAGGACGCGCACUUUUAAGGGAGUUCUUGAUACUCUCCAACAUGUUUACAUUUAAGUUGUCUCUCGUGGGUUUUACACUGAGGGUGUGUCCGAAGCGAAUAGCAUCCGUAGCGCGGGCAGGAAGCUGUCCUUAGGGAAAGUGCAAAUACUCGUGUCCAGGCGCACAGUGUUGUUAUACUGCAAAGUCUGUAUCACUUUGAUUUUGGAUUGGGGUCUGCCCAAGUGAUACUGUUCAUGUUCAUGCCAAAAAGGGGAGGGAUAGUAAGGGAACAGACAGGGGGUGGGGGGCAUUCGCGUUAACCUAGCGCACGAGAUCUACAAUAUCUCUCUCUCACACUAAAAAUGACCUUGUUCGCGUUCUCGUGGGCGAUCUCAACGAUGUGAUCAUUUUUCCAUAACGAAUGUAGUAUAUCUCCGAGCCUAUCAAACAUAUUGCGCUCUCGCUCAGCGCGACCCUCGCUCUGUAGCGAAGAACGGCAGAUUUUUUUUUUUUUGCCGACCGGAAACCGAAAGCGCACAUCUCACGUCGUCGAAAUACUCUGGAGCGAGACCGUGGGAGCCGCCUGCAUAGCAGACGCCUGCUGUCUGUCGCAACCCAUUGGACACACCCGAAGUACAUUCUCUCUGUAUGCUUGAGGUUUGUUGUGUGUGGUUUGAGGAAAGUGUGUGCCCUGUAAUAUAUACUGUGAUUGCGCAAAAUUUUUCUUCCCCCCCCCCUACCUCCCCCCGCCCUCCUUUCCUCUCCUAAGUUUCCCCCGAGUAGGAAUGUGUCACCUGAAGUGUGUCUCCAACGUUGGCCCAAGUCUUGCACACGUGUGGAACGUGCAACCCAGAGACUUGAAAACACAUCAAGCAUAAUUUGUGCAGAGACUCCGCGGCACAAGUUUCAAGCACCGUUCUAAACUCUGUGAAUUUUCCCGGGGGUUUUUGCAGGAGUUUGUGUGUGGGGGGAAAAAAAAAGUACUCUUGGAGUCACUUUGUGCAGAUAUCUGUGGCCAUGUUCACAACCUCAAUUAGGAAGGAAAAUUCGUACUGCCAAAAAUGUGAUGUUGCUCCCAUUGAAAAUACACAUUUCAAUUGCA